Molecule: messenger RNA, 1846 nt
Organism: Phymastichus coffea
Lineage: Eukaryota; Metazoa; Arthropoda; Insecta; Hymenoptera; Eulophidae
Product: protein odr-4 homolog
Exons: 8
Coding region: 76-1467 (463 amino acids)
Biological process (GO): intracellular protein localization
Cellular component (GO): endomembrane system
Source: RefSeq, a predicted model, not a curated record
GCAAAUUGAGCGCAGACGUGGUGUGGUGGUGUCUCCAAAUUCAUUUCCCGGUUAACUAAUCGCCUUGAGACAAAGAUGGGACGGAUCGUUUUCGCCGAGGAGCGACACUUCGACUACCUCAAUUCCCUUGGAAGUCCGGAUGGUUACAGCGUGGGUCUUGUUCUCGGUCAGAGUACUGCACAAAAAGAUUUUGUGGUACACUUAGCGAGAACACUGCCUGCUGCUAACAUAGAUGUCAUAGAAGAAUCUCUAUUAGUGUCUCCAAUGAAUGGUUCAGAAAGUACUGCAAAUAAUUAUAUGAAAUCAAUUAAGGAUCUUGAUCUGAAUUUAGUGGCUGAUCAUGCUAAACAUGUGACUAGAAUGUUACCAGGUGGUAUGUGGGUAUUAGGAAUAUUUAUUGUAGGUCCUGGUGAUUGCUUUAAUGACAGUAAUUGUAUAUCAAAGAUAAGAUCAGUUUUGACUGCUAUACAAAGGAAUUUAGCAUCAAAUGUUUACUUAUAUGGUAAUAGUAAUCAGGAAAAUCUCAUAUUGAGUUAUAAUAGUAGCACAGAUCAAUAUGUUUGUAAGUCCACUGAUGCAAAUACAGGAGGAAUUUUAAAACCAGCUGAUUGGAAGUUUCAAAAAAAGGCUACGAAGUGGCAUCAGCUUGAAGCUUUAGUUGAUCUGGAUCAUAUCUUUCCAAUUUUAGAUGGAGCAUCUCAUACAUUAAAAAGACAACUCCAGGAUAUUGUGAAAAACAUAUCUGAUAUGAUCAGCUCUUCCCUCAUAAUAAUUGAAGGUGAAUCGAGAUCAUCAGAAGAUUUAAUAGAAGCCAUUGGCAAAAAGAAACGAACUAAGAAAGUUAGAAGUGAAGAAGAAGAAGAAAAAAUUUUGCAAGUUGGAGUGUAUUUGCCUUGUACUCACAAAGAAAAAAAAGGAACAGUGAGAAUAGUAUCUUGUAGUGCAUCAAUGCGCUUGAUGGGUCAGUUGGUUAGCAGAAUAGUAUUACAUCAAAAAGCAAGUAUAAAUGAAGCCACCAAUGCUAUGAAACAAGAUAUUCUUCGUUCGUUAGCUAGUAGAUUAGAAUUACAUUGGGACAGUGUGAUAGAGGAAGAAAAUGGUUCUCCUGAAGAAAAUAUCACUCUACAUGAACCACCGAGACGAGUAUUAGUAGAAUUACCACAAAGUAAAGUUACUUUAUCUGAUUAUCUUUUCCCUGGUGAAGGGCCACAAGAAUCUUUGAUUUUGCUUAAAGAAUUAUUGGAUCUUGAAGUUUCUGAAAAUCAAAUUCAAAAAGAUGUUGAACGACAAGUUGAUCCAGCAGAAUUUUACAGUCAAAAUGAAGUUAAAACAGUUCCUGUAGAUCUUGGCAAGGAAACAGUAAGCAACAAUCAUGUUACAGCAUAUAUAGCAGUUAUUGUAAUGGCAAUAAUCAUUGCCUUAUUUGGAAUAUUGGUGAAUGAGUUAUACUCUGUUAAAGGCUCAUAAUUCAAUUGAUGAUAGAAGUUUAAUAAAAGUGUAAAAAUAUAUGAAUUUUUGGUGAACUGUAAAAAACUUGAACUGUCACAGUUACAUUUAAUUUAUAUAUAAGAGAGAUACACAAAUACUACAUUUUAAUUUUAAUUUAAUGUGAAAUAAGUUUUUUAAAAUCAAUUAACAUUUUAAUAGGAAAAAAUCGUAAGAAAAAACUAUAUACCACCGUCAGUCACUAAGAUAUAUUUUGAAUAUUUUAUACUUUUUAAAUACUAUUGAACGGUAUAAUUUUCUUUAAAAUUUUAGUAUUUAUAUUCAAUUUUAAAAAAUUUAAGUGCAAAGUGAUCAACAAUUGUAUAUAUGUAAUGGAAAUAUAUUUAUAAUAAAAGUUGUG